Molecule: messenger RNA, 2265 nt
Organism: Penicillium argentinense
Lineage: Eukaryota; Fungi; Ascomycota; Eurotiomycetes; Eurotiales; Aspergillaceae
Exons: 1
Coding region: 1-2265 (754 amino acids)
Molecular function (GO): protein dimerization activity
Source: RefSeq, a predicted model, not a curated record
AUGGACGAGUCCACGGAGUCACAGCGCAAACGGCCAUACAGGUCUCAGCGAAUCAAUUACUGUGCGCUCAAUGAUGGCAUCGACGAGGAGGCUCCACCAGAAGACCGCAUUAUUGAGAUCCCUCCUUCGAAAAGGGCACGCAGUAGCGUUGAACCGAUUACUCCUGAUGACUCUGCAAGCCAAUUAAGCCGGGCUCGAAGUCCACUCGUGGCGAUCUGCUCCCAAAAUGAACUGACUGCGGAGGCGUUGCCUGACGUGGUCAGUAUCUCCAAUGAAUCUGGCCUUUCUCGAAGAAAGAUGCAGAAUCAAGCUCUCUGGGCACAUUUCGACUGUUCCCCGCUACCGGGAAGGAUGUGGUGGCCAAAAAGGGGAAAGGGCCCAAUCAACGACCGGGAGGUGCGCUGCAAGCGAUGCAAUUGGAAAACGACAGAUUCUACAAGGGCAACAUCAACAUCCAAUAUGAUGUUCCAUCUCUCUAAACAUGGUAUUAUCCUAAGUGGCCCUGAAAACAGUUCGGAGGACGAUAGAAGCAGCAUAAAACAGCCGUCAGUUAGCAGCUUCUUCCAGAAGCGGACUGAGGAGCAGAGAGCAAAGGUCCUGGAGCAAAACCUGGUUCGGUGGGUGGUUAUAGACGACAUGGCAUUUGACGCCAUAGAAUCGCCCCCCUUCCAACAGAUCUUCCAGGACUUGGGUGUUUCACUCCCUUUCGCAUCUCGCAUGACAAUGGCUCGUCGAAUCGAUCGUGAUUUCGACAAUUGUCGGGAGCAGUUGAUUGAAGAGCUAGAGCAGACAUGCCAAACGAUCUCUCUUUCGCUAGACGCUUGGACGAGCAAGAAUUCAAAAGCCAUGUUCGGGGUUGUUGGCCACUGGUUGACAGUGGAUUUUCAGUACCGAGAGCGGGUUCUUGAAUUUACGGAAAUCCACGGCAUUCAUAGCGGAGAGAACAUGGCAGAAAUUCUUCAGACGCUUCUCACAGAACUUCGAAUCGAACACAAGCUCCUCGCGAUCACAGCAGACAAUGCCACAAGCAAUGAGCGCUUGCUAUCGGAAUUAUAUCUCAAUCUCACCGAGAAAUUUCAAGCCAUGUACGGAGCCGUGAGUGCUGCAAGAGCCCUACGAUUUCAAGGAGUGGAUAGUUAUAUUCGCUGCACUGCGCAUGUGCUCAAUCUGAUUGUCAGCGAUAUACUCGUCAUGUUGCAAGCAGGGGACCACGCGUCGGCGAAUGCAGCUUGUGAUCUCAUGCAGGAAAACAAAGAGAUUGGCCCGCAAUCACCGUUGGCUCGCCUUCGGAUUAUGGCGCUUUGGAUUGCAAGAACCCCGCAGCGGAAGCAGCAGUGGAAGAUCAUCUGCCAGAGCAAUGGGCUCAAGGACAAGUUCAUCGAGUACGAUGUGGAUACACGGUGGAAUUCGACACACCGAAUGCUCCGAGACGCCCUGAACGCGAAGCAGCAAAUCAAGAAAUGGAUCCACCAUCAGUUAGAUUUUCCACCCUUCAGUGCUGAGGAUUGGGAUCGUCUCCAACAAAUUGAGGGCUUCUUAGCCAGGUUUGAGGAGUUCACCCUCACUGUUUCCAAGCGUCAACCGCAAAUUACCUUAGCCAUCCCCAUUUACUAUGAACUGCACGAUCUGUUGCAUGAUGCUGCGUCUAGGGAGGGAGAAUUCUCGGAUCUGCACCUGGAGAUUUCUGCUGCUGCUGCUGCGGGCUUGAAAAAGUUCCAAAAAUACUACAACCUGAUGGAUGGACAAGACGCCUAUUAUGUCGCCCUAGUGCUUGAUCCGCGAUUUAAAACGCUCUUGCUAGACAGAGAUCUAGGCAAGCUCACAGCACCCCAAGUUGUCACGCACAUCAAAGAACUACUGCAUGAUCAAUAUCCAUUGGCAGUCGACUCGUCGGCAAAGCCCUCUAAGGAGCAGCCGAGCCUGAAGAAGAGCAUAGAGGCCCGUUUACUUCAGAAGCUGCAACCUAAGAAGAGACAUUCAUCUGACAUUGACCGGUACUUUGAGGAUGACGUCGUCACGAUAAAUGAGUCGAUUUCACAGGACAAGAAUUGGCUUUUAUCGUGGUGGAGAGCACAGAGGAACGAAUACCCACAGCUAGCUACUGCUGCACGAGACUAUCUGGCCAUUCCUGCAUCAUCAGUGUCGGUGGAGAGACUAUUCAACAAGGGACGAGAUUUACUGGGUGUCAGGAGAAACACCUUGAGCGCGAAGACUAUGCGGCGGUUGAUGUUGUUACGAGAUAUAUAUCUCUCUGAGGAAUAUUAA